Messenger RNA from Pelobates fuscus (common spadefoot toad), 3154 nucleotides. RefSeq names its product ST3 beta-galactoside alpha-2,3-sialyltransferase 2 (gene ST3GAL2). Gene Ontology annotation, cellular component: membrane. Gene Ontology annotation, molecular function: beta-galactoside (CMP) alpha-2,3-sialyltransferase activity. Gene Ontology annotation, biological process: sialylation. The record is from RefSeq and is a predicted model, not a curated record. NCBI's taxonomy places the organism in Eukaryota, Metazoa, Chordata, Amphibia, Anura, Pelobatidae. The transcript is spliced from 7 exons. The coding region runs from base 517 to 1572 and encodes 351 amino acids.
GCUCCUGGUAGGGGGCUGGGCAGGGGGCUCAUUGUGCGGGGAGAGCUGCCCAUUAACAGAGAGGCAGCAUCGGCUGGGCCUGGCAGCUGGAGACACAGCAAGGUACCAACAAGGUGGUCUCAGUAUAAGGUGACAGCCGAGACGGUACGAACGAUACUUGGUGACCUGAUGCAGCAGAUUCUCGAUUGUGUACCUGAUCGACACAUUUGGCCAUGACUGUAGGAAUUUGACAAUAUGCCAAGACCUACAUGGAUGUGAAAAGGGGGCUCUGGACAAGAUGUUCUCUCUGUUUAGGGGACAGGAAGGCUAAAAUAACUCCCACCGCCUGCUGCUGUUACGCUUUAGAUCUUGAGGUCAGUUCUUGAUUCCGUCAUUGCCAAAUGGACCCUGUAGUCAAGUUGUCUUCUGAUUAGUACAAAUCUCUACUUGCUGCCCCGGGGUGGAUGCCCAUGCUGUGGAGAGGUGGGACUCAUUGCCUGGGUCCCUUGUUAAGGACCCUUUCUGGUGGGCAUCAGGAUGAGGUGCAGCUUCAGAGUGUGGAUCUUCAGUACCUUAGUUUUCCUUUUCAUCAUGUCCCUUCUCUUCACAUACUCUCAUAAUGGCACGACUUCUCCAGCCUAUUCGGAGUUGAAUGACUGGGAGUCUGCUGAGGGUCACCCAGUCCGUCUUGUGCCAGGAUACCCCGGUGUCAAGCACAGACCACCGCCUCCUCGUCUGCCAAAAACCUGCUUAUGCCGUCACUGUCUGCGCCAGCCAGGGUUCUCUGCAUGGUUUGAUAGUCACUAUGAUCCCACCAUUGCUCCUGUUUGGACCCUUGAAAACCAGGAAUUGUCUCCAGAUGUCCAGCGCUGGUGGAUGAUGCUGCAGCCUCAGUUCCGCUCUCAUAACACCUUGGAGAUCUUAUCGCAGCUCUUUCAGAUCAUCCCGGGUCACAAUCCAUACAUCCAGCAGGACCCCCUGAGCUGCCGCCGCUGUGCUGUGGUGGGGAACUCUGGCAAUCUGAAGGGCUCCGGCUAUGGGAAGGAGAUUGACAGCCACAAUUUCAUCAUGAGGAUUAACCAGGCUCCCACGUUGGGCUUUGAGGCUGACGUUGGUGCGAAAACCACUCAUCAUUUUAUGUAUCCAGAAAGUGCCAAAAACCUGCCGUCCAAUGUCAGCUUUGUGCUUGUCCCAUUCAAAGCCCUGGAUCUUCUGUGGAUCACAAGUGCCCUAUCAACGGGACAAAUCCGCUUCACGUACGCCCCUGUGAAAGCAUUCCUGCGAGUUGAUAAGGAUAAGGUGCAAAUCUAUAACCCAGCUUUCUUUAAAUAUAUCCACGACCGUUGGACUGAACAUCAUGGACGUUACCCAUCCACUGGCAUGCUAGUUCUAUUCUUUGCGCUGCACGUCUGUGACGAGGUGAAUGUUUAUGGCUUUGGCGCAGACAGCCGAGGGAAUUGGCACCACUACUGGGAAAAUAACCGCUAUGCUGGGGAAUUUCGCAAGACUGGCGUUCACGAUGCAGACUUUGAGGCACAAAUCAUUGAUACACUGGUACAAGAAGCCAAGAUUAAGGUUUUUCGCAGUACAUGAGGGACCUUUAUCUCUCUCUGAUCCUCUUAAUCGGAAUCCGUUAGCCAAUCAAACUGUGCUGUUUGGCAAGGUGUCUGUCUUCGGCAUUGCAAGUUCUCACUACAUAUUUUAUUCCCCAAUAUGUGUUAUUUGCCAAAAUGGAUCUGAAAAUGAUGCAUAGUUAAUGUAAUCGUGAAUACAUGGUAUAAAGACUCCUCCACCAUUCACGAUCAAAAAACACAUCAUAAUCCUGAACCGAUGUCCUUCUACACUACGAAUGGUGACCCUCGCAUUUUACACAGAUGUAUGCACCAAGGGCGGAGGGCUGCUACGUCUCAGCCAAUCAGGUUUAAAGCUGUGUUCUCUGCUGCUCAAUCAGCAAUCACAUUCAUGUUAUGAAAUGAUGUCAUCAAUGUAGAGCUUUCUUACUUCUUCUUAGAACAAAUUGAUGAAACUUGCACUGGAAAUCGAGCUGAAUCACCGGUAGGACGCCCCUGGCAGUGAAUAGGCCGCAUUCUUGGUUCUCCAAAUCAGAAGGAAUGUAGGGCACGCUUCUGACAAUCUGUUGGAAAUGUCUGUACUUGUACAAUCCCAAUUCUAUAACCUUGUACCUCUGUCAGCUAAUCACAAUCAAGAGCUGGUAGGGCUACAAUCUGAUUGGUUAGCUCUACUAACCCCUCCUAUGGCGUUCUUCUUGUGAUCUCCCUUCAUAUCAUGUCCUAACACCCACACACACACAAAGAGGGAAUCAUGGCUGGGGGUGAAUAGAAUGUAUUUGGUAGCCGGCUGUGUGUAUUUGGGCAGGCCUCCACUUGCCAAGUGCUGUACAAAGACUAGAAUUGAAAGUGUUUGCGUCCUGGUGAGUGCCGCCAUGUUGCUUCUAUUUAAAGCGUGGUAUUUGCUAAUGUAGCUUAGUUAUAGACUCCGCACCCUGGGACAGUAUCUAGCACCUAUUGGAGUCCAGUGGUAUUUAUCUCUCAGACAGUGUUAGAAAGACUUUCCCAGUUGUGGUACGGCUGUAGAUAGACCUGGGUUAGGUUUCCCGAUGUGGAUAAGGACUGCAUGAUGUGAAUGCACAUAUCAGCCAGCUGUAUAAAUACAUAUCCCAUCGCUCUGCGUUCACUAUGUGGUCAGCUUAUUCUACCAGAUUUGGUUAAAUCCGCAGAGUAAAAUAACCAUUUUAUGAUAUAUUCCUCUCCAAACUCGGGCUGCAGUAUCCACUAUAUUUGGGUAAAAGCUCUGCUUUGUACGUUGUUUUCUAGUUUAUCCAAGUAUAGAUACACUGAACAAAGCUGAGCCAUAUGGUUUAAACCCUCCGAACCAGAGAUUGGCACAUAUUUACAUCAUGAGAUGUCUGAUAUGUGAUUCGUCCCUAAAGAGGAGCGAUCAUGAAAACGUAACCAGGAUGAACUAAUAUAUUGCCAUGUCUCUUUGGUGUAAAAGAUAUUGGGGGGGGGGGGGGGGGGGUUGGUUAAUUGACACCCUCCACCAUCUCCCCAGUGUGAGCUGCUGUGUUCCCGGAGUAUUCUACAGACAGCAGUUACAUUGUAAUGUCCGUAUCCCUUUAGUGUAAAAGAUAUUGAGGGGGUUUGGUUAAUUGCCC